CCUCAGUUGACCCACCCGACAACAUGAAGCUCGUUACCCUUGUCCUUGCCUCGCUUGCUGCCACCACUGUACAGGGUGCCGCCAUGCAGAUUUGGUGUCACUUCCCCGGCCAAGGCUGCUACAUGCUCAAGCGUGCGGCCGAUGCCACCGGUGCCGUCAAGCGUUCUGCUGAAGCCUUGGCCGAAGCCAUGCCCGACCCUGAAGCCGUCAACACAUGGUGCCAUUUCCCUGGUCAAGGGUGCCAGAAGGCCAAGCGAGCGGCCGAGGCUAUCGGCGAAGUCAAGCGUUCUGCCGAUGCUCUGGCGGAAGCCAUGGCCGCUCUUGAGGAGGAGGAUGGGCAAUAGAAAGGUUCGCUUGCCACAAUCAGAUUAAAUGGCGUCAGGUGGCCAGUGUUCCUAAUCCGGUUCCCUUUUCGUGUACAGUUCUCUCCGGUUCGGGGGUCCUCG
Aspergillus candidus is the source of this 446-nucleotide messenger RNA. RefSeq names its product mating alpha-pheromone PpgA. The transcript has a single exon. Bases 24 to 344 code for a protein of 106 amino acids. The record is from RefSeq and is a predicted model, not a curated record. Lineage: Eukaryota; Fungi; Ascomycota; Eurotiomycetes; Eurotiales; Aspergillaceae.